Messenger RNA from Aricia agestis (brown argus), 5043 nucleotides. RefSeq names its product ras-responsive element-binding protein 1-like. Gene Ontology annotation, cellular component: nucleus. Lineage: Eukaryota; Metazoa; Arthropoda; Insecta; Lepidoptera; Lycaenidae. Gene Ontology annotation, molecular function: RNA polymerase II cis-regulatory region sequence-specific DNA binding; DNA-binding transcription activator activity, RNA polymerase II-specific. The record is from RefSeq and is a predicted model, not a curated record. The transcript has 6 exons. Gene Ontology annotation, biological process: regulation of transcription by RNA polymerase II. The coding region runs from base 445 to 4326 and encodes 1293 amino acids.
UAGCAGGACGACGAAACGAUCGACGCUAUCUGUCUCACUCACUCGUUUCCCGCGUGAGAUGCGCUCUCUCCUUCUCCCCGCGCGCCCGAUCGGCGCUCUCGACCAAUAGGCGGCCAUCUUCUGCUCCCCCGAGAGCAGAGCGACAGUGCGUACUCUCAUCACAAUCACAAGGAGACAACAUCUCGCCGCGCGAGGUUGUCGUUCCCGCGGAAGAUGAAAAAUAGAUAAAGCGCGAGCGGCCGAUAUUUUAUUAAGUGCCUUAGAACUAUUUAGUGAUAUUUACGACUGUAAAUCUGUGCUCAAAAAAUAUUUAUCCGUGAUUUGUGAGAGACUGGAGGCCGGUUUGCACGAACUUUGGACUUUCGGUUACAAUUAUUCAAUUGUCGCCUGAUAGCGUUAAAAUCAUCCACGAUUGGGCGCCGGCGCGGUCGACCGUCGCGGGUCAUGCAGGGAGCCGCGAGCGCGCCCGCGCCACCUGCGGCCGAGCCACCCUCAGCACAACAAAUCGAAACAGAAGUCAUCAUCGAAGCCAAAGUAGAAUCCAAAGAUCAGGACGAAGAGAUGAAGAAGGAUAACGAAAUGAGGCCCGUCCGAACCAAUAGCAUCGACAGCGACAAUCGCUCGGACAGGAGCGACGAUGACGAAUGCAGGAAGAACCGCAAGAGGGCGGCGUCCGCAUCCCCCACGCCCAUGCCUCUGGAUAAGAGAACCGCUCUCCUAGAAUGUACCAAAUGUGUCCAAAGAUUCGACUCUAGAAACGCCUUCGAGUUGCACAAGCUCACCUACCACAGAGAAGAUGCUCGGACUAUAUUCAAUGAUCUCUCGUAUCCGACCUUCCCCAACAAGAAGUAUCCCGACAUAUCGCGAGGCGCAUACGAUCGCAACUCUCAUCUCGCUGAAGAUUAUUUACGCUGCGCGAAUUGUUCUGAAGAAUUUAAAUCUUUACAUGUUCUAGAAAGUCACCGAAAGACGUGCAUUAAAUUUAAUAGUUCCGAGCACGAGAGAAGAGAGGACUUCUUCUCUAAGCUAGAUCUCCGAAACAGAUCAUUCGGAAUUCCGGGAACUUUGACUCCGCCUAUGGAGAAAUUUCCCCCGAAAUAUGAUGAGCCUCAUCUUACUAAUGGCUUGAGGCAAAUCGAUGAUUUGGCAGACAUAUCGUCAAUUUUAAAUGUUACUGCCGCUAGCAGCCUUCUCGAAAGAUUAACAGGGCGAGGAUCCUUGCACAGCUCCGUUCUUACCCCGCCGGAUACUGUAGUGAAGGAGCGCGACCAGGAAGAAACUCAGGACAAUUUUGCGGCGGAAUUUAGACGAAUGAAACUGCGUGGAGAGUUUCCGUGUCGCCUUUGUCCAGCUAAGUUUCCCAAUCUCAGGGCUUUGAAAGGCCAUAACAGAGUUCAUUUAAGCGGUACUGGCCCGGGACCAUACCAAUGUAACAUGUGCCCACAAUCCUCAUUAGACAAAGCUGCUCUCGUUCGUCAUAUGAGAACUCACAAUGGUGACAGGCCGUAUGAAUGCGCCGUAUGCAAUUACGCUUUCACUACCAAAGCUAAUUGUGAACGCCAUUUACGCAACCGGCAUGCUAAGGUAACAAGGGAAGACGUGAAAAGGUCUAUAAUAUAUCACCCAUCUGAAGAUCCUAACAAUGACGAAAUGAACUCCAAAGUAGCUAGAGAUGAAUUCAAAAGAUCAUUGCCAUUCCAUACUCCAGAUUCAGAACGAUCCAUGGAACAUACUGGAAGGAGUACUCCAUUGGGGCACUAUACACAACCAUUUGUCCCUGAGAGACAGCACCCUAUUUUGUCCUUGACUAAACCCAAAGGUUUGCCCGAGACGCCUACACUGCCACCCAAAGAAAACGAAACCCUAAUGCCUAAGAUUAACGUUGUGAAUUUGGGCAAGUUAACUCAAAUACCGGAGUACCGGACGCCUGAAAUACCAUAUAAAGAUAAUGAACCGGCACCCGUAGAGUCAUAUAAUGAUGAUGCUCCUGUCGAUUUAAGUACAAAUGACAAUAGCUGUGAUGUGCUUGACCUAAGCAAGAAAAAACGAGAUGUUGAUGAUGAACAACCUAAAGCUUUACCCCGAGCUCCAUUUGAAAGCUCGCCUUCAACUGCAGCAACAGUGGCCGCAUCGGCUAUUGAGAAAACGAGAUUUCUUCUUGCUCAACAAAGGUUAUUUGAAAACUCGAUGCCCAAACUUGAUACCGCUUAUUACGCAUCCCAGUUAUCUCAACUGUAUGCAAGCGCCGUACCAGGUUUACCUAGCUUGCCUCUGCCUCCUUCUUUUCCUCUCAACCCGUACUUUCUACAGCCGUCGUUUUUUCCUCACCCCUCUGAUACACAAGAACUUGCAGAAAUGAAGCAGCACAUACAGAAAGUUAUAUUUCGGGGCCUCAGUAUGUCCGGUGGUGGAUUAGUAACAAAUGAAACCUUACCACAACCAAAACAAGAACAGGAGGAUGAAGACCAGAAACCUAUACACAUAGAUACAUCAUCUACCCCACCUCCAGCUUCGGAAUCGCCUCGCCCGCUAAGUAAUAGCAUGGUUACACAAAAUGAUUCCGUAAAAAUGGUGAUUAAGAAUGGCAUUCUUAUGCCUAAACAAAAGCAAAGGCGCUACCGUACAGAACGACCCUUCUCCUGCUCUCAGUGCUCGGCAAGAUUCACAUUACGUUCAAAUAUGGAGAGGCACGUUAAACAACAACAUCCGCAGCAUUGGAGCAUCAGAAGACCAACACCACGAGCGCCUCCUCCAUAUCCACAAGACACCAUCACAGAUCGCGUUAAAUACGCUUUACUGGCUGGACAACUGGAACGACCUUUGCAAAAUGAUCGCUCCCCACCCAGGAGAGAUUCCGAUGAAGUCGCUGAUAACGAGGAAGAUGAAGACGAUACUUUGAUUAUUGAUGAAGAACCAGAAGACGGAAAACCCGAGGACCACUCAGCGGCCCGACAGGCCGCCGCCGAAAUUCUAUUGGCUACGAGUCGCCUCGAGAUGAACAAAGAUUUUGAUCUUAAAAUUACUGGAAAUCUGAUCAACAAACCGGUCCCUAUUCCUAACGAAAAAGCUGAUGGUAUCCCAGACUCAUUGAAUAAAGAAGACGUAAUUCCCGUGGUGCCCACCCGCAGCGAUGAGGAAGAAGAUGAAGAAGGUCUUGUAGCAUCGACGAGUGAGGGAAAUAACUCCGGAAGCGACGAAAACAAAUCUGAAUCGGACACGGGAAAUCAGCCACCAAAGAAAAAGUCAGCAUACAGCCUCGCGCCGAAUCGUGUGUCUUGUCCCUAUUGUCACCGCAAAUUCCCAUGGUCCUCGUCUUUACGACGACAUGUUCUUACUCACACCGGCCAAAAACCUUUCAAAUGCCCCCACUGUCCCCUACUUUUCACCACUAAAUCCAAUUGCGACCGCCAUCUACUGCGAAAGCACGGCGGAUCUGCAAAAGCUAUACUAGCAGACCCUGUCAGCAUGUCCCCUCCGCAAGGCAACGAUAACCGAUCGGUGCCGGAGCGACCGUUCAAGUGCGCUUCGUGCCCGACGAGCACAUUCUCAUCGAUGGAAACCUUAAAAAAACACAUGUCCUCUCGCCACGGUACAGGCGAAUCUCAGCCGGGCUCGCCCAACCCCGAAACGGAGGAGGCCGACGGCAGCUUAGUCUUCAAAUGUCACCUUUGCGAGGCAUCGUUCGGAGACAGGACUGGCGCUCUCGAGCAUCUAGCCACCUCCCACGCUACGGAAUACGGGCAACUCGUCAGCAAAGGCGCCCUCGAUGCGGCCAGUGAUCGCAGCGAAAGUGCAGAUGACGAUGAAAGAGGGAAAUUCCCGGAUCACGCCAAUAGAAAGGUUGUGUGCGCAUUUUGCAUCCGUCGUUUCUGGUCAGCGGAGGACUUGCGUCGCCACAUGCGGACCCACAGCGGCGAGAGGCCGUUCGCCUGUGACCUCUGCCGGCGGCGCUUCACCCUCAAACACAGCAUGCUGCGCCAUCGCAAGAAGCACCGCGAAGAAGCCACAGACGACGAGGAGGCCUCGUCACCUAUCAUCGCACACGAGGAUGGCGUAGUGAAUGGGUUCUGCUAUCAGACCGAGGACGGGUCGGGGUCGGAGCUGCCGAGCAACGUCAACAACAACAACUCGCCGCCCGCCGCGCCCUACGACAAGAAGCUCAAACUGGACAUGACCUCGCGCAAAUACUCAACCGAGAACGAGAACGACACGGAAACCGGCGGCGACCUCAUCGGGAAACUCCUCGGCAUCCCCGACAAGACCAUCAUCAACAAGCUGCUGUCGUCCGCGGACGAGGCCGCCAAGUUCCUGGGAGUGAACAAAUGAGAGUACGCUCUGGUCCUCGUGACUCCGGCCCGACUCAUACUAGCGCCCGCGCCGCGAGGACUCAGCGCGCCCCGAGCGACGCACGUCGCCAACGGCGCGACGCCAUCUACCGACGAAUAGAUGUAACUUUAGAUGCAAUAAUUGUAAAUACUGCUUUUAGGUGCUUAUGAGAUGCCUUAGCGAAGCGUAACCGUCCUUAUCUGCCUUAUCGUAGGUGUUGUAUAUUAUAAUGGGUUUGAAGCAACGAAAUAUUAUUGUAGUGCCAGUUUAUUCGAGUACACUGUUUUUGGAUUUAUCGUUAUAAUAUUAAAGUGAUAGUCGUAACUUGUAAAGUACCUUACGAAUAUUUAUAGUAUAGAGAAGCUAUGAACCACGUUUGCAUUUCCCGUCUAGUCGCAUGUUCUUUCACUUUUAACUUUUACAUCGUUUCCAUUUCGAAGUUAUUAUAACAGCAGCCAAAAAUAAUCGUUUGCAAAUCCAAAUUUUUCUAGUCAAAUCUUUUUACUUUUAAAAUCGAUGGUAGUGUAGUAGUACUUAUCGGAUAGUUAAUUGCAGUCUAGUUUACCGAAUAUAGAAUAGUUAAACCUCAUAACAUAAUAUGCUACCAAUGAGUAAUUUUUAAGCGUUAGUUCUGUAACUGUAUUCUAAAAUAUAAGUAUUUUAAACAUAUUAUUGUAUUCUACUCUUACUUAUCUCUCUUUCGCUACUUAAAACUUU